Molecule: messenger RNA, 387 nt
Organism: Daphnia pulicaria
Lineage: Eukaryota; Metazoa; Arthropoda; Branchiopoda; Diplostraca; Daphniidae
Exons: 3
Coding region: 1-315 (104 amino acids)
Source: RefSeq, a predicted model, not a curated record
AUGACCAGUCGCUGGCUCGAACAUUUCCAGAAUCACGGCAGUCGAAGAAAUGGCACGGCGACAGACAGCAAGCGCAACUCCAAGGACGGAUCUCGAGCUCCAUGUAGCAGGCUUUACAGCUAUCCGGAUCACAGCAGCAAGCGUGAUUCAGCCUUCAGUGAAGUGACGAUGGUUGCGCCAUUCACUCCCAUUUCAGUCCUUCAUCUGAACACCUUUGGACCAAGCAGCAGCAGUGUUGAGGACGAGAUUGAGACCCGAACUGAGCGUUAUUCAUCGUCCAAUAUUGCCAAAGAAUCGAGAAAUUCAGUUUGUUAAUCGUCAGAUGUCUAAUAUGAGGAAACUUUCGCCAACUAUACGGACGGACCGGUUACGUCAUCAGGGCGAAAA